Apaloderma vittatum (bar-tailed trogon) is the source of this 980-nucleotide messenger RNA. It is a transcript of the gene PHF13, whose product is annotated as PHD finger protein 13. Lineage: Eukaryota; Metazoa; Chordata; Aves; Trogoniformes; Trogonidae. The annotation marks the transcript as partial. Gene Ontology annotation, biological process: mitotic chromosome condensation. Gene Ontology annotation, molecular function: chromatin binding. The record is from RefSeq and is a predicted model, not a curated record. The transcript has 2 exons.
CAGGAGACACCGCUGAGGAACAGCCCGAGCCCUCCCAACAGCACCGGGGGCACCAUCGACAGCGAUAGUUGGGAUCCCCGCUUCAAUGACGUCCCCUCUUCCGUGUCCCUGCCCGCCAAGAACAGAAAGAGCUUCAGUCAGCUGAAGCGAGCGAAGCCAUACGGUUCUCUGUACCAGCGGGCAAAACCUGGCAACUUCCUGCCAGAGCGAAAGCAAAUCGAUAAAAUCAGGAAGAAGAAAAAGCUGAAGAGGAGGGAAACGGAGGUGUCUGCAGAGGAGGACUACGAGGAGAAGCUGCUGGGGCUGGAAGCAGAGGACUCUUACGCAGAGACACCACUGAGCCCCUCGUCUGAGGGGGAGCCUCAGUCUGUGACCGAGCACAGCUCGGCCUGGGACUCUGACACGCCGACUGGCGUCUCCUACCCCACCGUGACGGCCGAGCAGACGGUGGAGAUCCAGAGCGUCGGCAAACGAACGGUCAUUCGGCAGGGCAAGCAGGUGGUCUUUCGGGAUGAGGAUGGCACCGGUGACGACGAGGACAUCAUGGUGGAUUCGGAUGACGACUCGUGGGACCUCGUCACUUGCUUCUGCAUGAAGCCUUUUGCUGGGCGGCCCAUGAUCGAGUGCAACGAGUGCCACACCUGGAUCCACCUCUCCUGUGCCAAAAUCCGCAAGUCCAAUGUCCCAGAGGUCUACAUAUGCCAGAAGUGCCGGGACUCCAAGUUUGACAUUCGCCGUUCGAACCGCUCCCGGACGGGUUCGCGCAGGCGCUUUCUGGACUAGGGGUGGGAGGCGUGUGCUGCUGCUCUGCUUGGGCAGGCGGGCGAGCUGCGACACCGGCCAGAGGCCGGGAGAGCUCCCCUGAACUGCUGCUGCUCAGGCUGAAGGGCUGCCCGGCCCGCCUGCGGUACAGGGACGAGGAAUCGCCGGGUCGUGGACAGCCGAGGCUGGAAGAGGCCGACUGGUCAGAACUGCUGCUA